Messenger RNA from Lutzomyia longipalpis, 407 nucleotides. RefSeq names its product protein kish (gene ksh). Gene Ontology annotation, biological process: intracellular transport; protein secretion. The record is from RefSeq and is a predicted model, not a curated record. NCBI's taxonomy places the organism in Eukaryota, Metazoa, Arthropoda, Insecta, Diptera, Psychodidae. Bases 129 to 347 code for a protein of 72 amino acids. The transcript has 3 exons.
UGCUACCAAACGAUGAACUACGAAGGAAUUUUCGUUAACGGCACACUCACUUGACGCAAUUUAUCUGUCAAUGAAAUGUCAUUCCAUGUUUACACAUCAUCCCAGGAAGGAAAAACAAAUCUUUAAAAAUGAGUGCUCUAUUUAAUUUCCAAAGCCUACUUUCCGUCAUACUCCUACUCAUCUGCACAUGUACGUACUUGCGGUCCAUCUUUCCCAGUAUAAUCGACAGAAAUAAGACAGGACUUCUUGGAAUUUUUUGGAAAUUAGCCCGAAUUGGGGAGCGAAAGUCACCAUAUGUGGGAGUGGCGUGCGUUCUAAUGGCUAUCUCGAUACUUUGCUUUUCCUGAGUGAGAUAAUUCCUCUCUAAAAAUUAAAGAAAAAUAUUAAAAGAUUUUAUUACUCGCUCA